Messenger RNA from Enhydra lutris kenyoni (northern sea otter), 9086 nucleotides. RefSeq names its product sortilin related receptor 1. Gene Ontology annotation, cellular component: membrane; Golgi apparatus. Gene Ontology annotation, molecular function: protein binding. NCBI's taxonomy places the organism in Eukaryota, Metazoa, Chordata, Mammalia, Carnivora, Mustelidae. Bases 91 to 7071 code for a protein of 2326 amino acids. Gene Ontology annotation, biological process: post-Golgi vesicle-mediated transport; protein retention in Golgi apparatus; protein targeting to lysosome. The transcript has 47 exons. The record is from RefSeq and is a predicted model, not a curated record.
GCGCGCGGCCCCAGCCCAGCCGCCGUCCCGGCCUCGCGCUGCACAUUCUCUCCUGGCGGCGGCGCCACCUGCGGCAGCGUUCGCCCGAACAUGGCGACACGGAGCAGCAGGAGGGAGUCGCGACUCCCCUUCCUAUUCACCCUGGUCGCGCUGCUGCCGCCCGGGGCUCUGUGCGAGGUGUGGACGCAGACGCUGCCCGGCGGCCGCACGCCCCUGCCCCAGAACCGGGGCUUCCGCGUGGUGCAGGGCGAGCCGCGCGAGCUGCGGCUGUGGGCGCGCGGGGGGCCCCGGGGGGCGGACGAGAAGCCGCUCCGGAGGAGACGGAGCGCUGCCCUGCAGCCGGAGCCCAUCAAGGUGUACGGACAGGUUAGUCUGAAUGAUUCCCACAAUCAGAUGGUGGUGCAUUGGGCCGGGGAGAAGAGCAACGUGAUCGUGGCCUUGGCCCGGGACAGCCUGGCACUGGCAAGGCCCAGGAGCAGUGAUGUGUACGUGUCUUACGACUAUGGGAAAUCGUUCAAGAGAAUUUCCGAGAAACUGAGCUUCGGCGUGGGAAACAGCAGUGAGGCAGUGAUCGCCCAGUUCUACCACAGCCCUGCGGACAACAAGCGCUACAUCUUUGCAGAUGCUUACGCCCAGUACCUCUGGAUCACGUUUGACUUCUGCAACACUAUCCAUGGCUUUUCCAUCCCGUUCCGGGCAGCCGAUCUCCUCCUGCACAGCAAGGCCUCCAACCUUCUCCUGGGCUUUGACAGGUCUCACCCCAACAAGCAGCUAUGGAAGUCAGAUGAUUUUGGCCAGACCUGGAUCCUGAUUCAGGAACACGUGAAGUCCUUUUCUUGGGGUAUCGAUCCCUAUGACAAGCCAAACACCAUCUACGUGGAACGGCAUGAACCCUCUGGCUACUCCACGGUUUUCCGAAGUACGGACUUUUUCCAGUCCCGGGAGAACCAGGAAGUGAUCCUGGAGGAAGUGAAGGACUUUCAGCUUCGGGACAAGUACAUGUUUGCUACAAAGGUGGUGCAUCUCCGGGGCAGUCUGUAUCCAUCUUCGGUUCAGCUCUGGGUCUCUUGUGGCAGGAAGCCCAUGCGACCAGCCCAGUUUGUCACAAGGCAUCCUAUUAACGAAUAUUACAUCGCAGACGCCUCCGAGGACCAGGUGUUUGUAUGCGUCAGUCACAGCAAUAACCGCACCAACUUAUACAUCUCGGAGGCAGAGGGCCUGAAGUUCUCCCUGUCCCUGGAGAACGUGCUCUACUACAGUCCGGGAGGGGCGGGUGGCGACACGCUGGUGAGGUAUUUUGCAAAUGAGCCGUUCGCCGACUUCCACCGCGUGGAAGGGUUGCAAGGAGUCUACAUCGCUACUCUGAUUAACGGUUCCAUGAAUGAAGAGAACAUGAGAUCAGUCAUCACCUUUGACAAAGGGGGUACCUGGGAGUUCCUUCAGGCUCCAGCCUUCACAGAAUAUGGAGAAAAAAUCAACUGUGAGCUCGCCCAAGGCUGUUCCCUGCACCUGGCCCAGCGGCUCAGUCAGCUGCUCAACCUCCAGCUCCGAAGGAUGCCCAUCCUGUCCAAGGAGUCCGCUCCCGGUCUCAUCAUCGCCACUGGUUCGGUGGGAAAGAACUUGGCAAGCAAGACGAAUGUGUACGUUUCUAGCAGCGCAGGAGCCCGGUGGCGAGAGGCACUUCCUGGACCUCACUACUAUACUUGGGGAGAUCAUGGCGGCAUCAUCAUGGCCAUCGCCCAGGGCAUGGAAACCAAUGAGCUGAAAUACAGCACCAAUGAAGGGGAGACCUGGAAAACGUUCAUCUUCUCUGAGAGGCCGGUGUUCGUGUACGGGCUCCUCACGGAACCCGGCGAGAAGAGCACCGUCUUCACCAUCUUCGGCUCCAACAAGGAGAGCGCCCACAGCUGGCUGAUCCUCCAGGUCAACGCCACGAAUGCCUUGGGGGUUCCCUGCACAGAGAAUGACUACAAGCUCUGGUCACCAUCGGAUGAGCGGGGCAACGAGUGUUUGCUAGGACACAAGACCGUUUUCAAGCGGAGGACUCCCCAUGCCACGUGCUUUAACGGAGAAGACUUUGACCGGCCUGUGGUCGUGUCCAACUGCUCUUGCACGAGAGAGGACUAUGAGUGCGACUUUGGCUUCAAGAUGAGUGAAGAUUUGUCCUUAGAGGUGUGUGUUCCAGAUCCGGAGUUUUCUGGGAAGUCCUACUCUCCUCCUGUGCCUUGUCCUGUGGGCUCUACUUACAGGAGAACAAGAGGCUAUCGGAAGAUUUCUGGGGACACUUGUAGUGGAGGAGAUGUUGAAACACGACUGGAAGGAGAACUGGUCCCGUGUCCCUUGGCAGAGGAGAACGAGUUUAUCCUGUACGCCAUGCGGAAGUCCAUCCACCGCUAUGACCUGGCCUCGGGAGCCACAGAGCAGUUGCCUCUCACCGGGCUGCGGGCCGCAGUGGCCCUGGACUUCGACUACGAGCGCAACUGCUUAUACUGGUCCGACCUGGCCUUAGACACCAUCCAGCGCCUCUGUUUGAACGGGAACACAGGACAAGAGGUGAUCAUCAAUUCUGGCCUGGAAACCGUAGAAGCCUUGGCUUUCGAACCCCUCAGCCAGUUACUUUAUUGGGUGGACUCUGGCUUUAAAAAGAUUGAGGUAGCCAAUCCAGACGGCGACUUCCGGCUCACGAUCGUCAACGCCUCCGUGCUCGACAGGCCCAGGGCUCUGGUCCUCCUGCCCCAAGACGGGGUGAUGUUCUGGACCGACUGGGGAGACCUGAAGCCGGGAAUCUAUCGGAGCAACAUGGACGGCUCGGCUGUCCAUCGUCUCGUGUCAGAGGAUGUGAAAUGGCCCAAUGGCAUCUCUGUGGAUGACCAGUGGGUCUACUGGACAGACGCCUACCUGGACUGCAUCGAGCGGAUCACUUUUGACGGCCAGCAGCGCUCCAUCAUCCUGGACAACCUCCCGCACCCCUACGCCAUUGCCGUCUUUAAGAACGAGAUCUACUGGGAUGACUGGUCGCAGCUCAGCAUCUUCCGAGCUUCCAAAUACAGUGGCUCCCAGAUGGCGGUUCUCGCGAGUCAGCUCACGGGGCUGAUGGACAUGAAGAUUUUCUACAAGGGCAAGACGACUGGAAGCAAUGCCUGCGUAUCCAGGCCGUGCAGCCUGCUGUGCUUGCCCAAGGCCAACAAUAGUAAAAGCUGCAGGUGUCCGGAGGGCGUGGCCAGCAGCGUCCUCCCAUCCGGGGACCUGAUGUGUGAGUGCCCUCAAGGCUACCAGCGGGAGAACGACACCUGCCUCAAAGAAGAGAACACCUGUCUCCGGAACCAGUAUCGUUGCAGCAAUGGGAACUGUAUCAACAGCAUUUGGUGGUGUGACUUUGACAAUGACUGCGGUGACAUGAGCGACGAGAGAAACUGCCCGACUACCGUCUGUGAUCUGGACACCCAGUUCCGCUGCCAGGAGUCUGGGACCUGCAUCCCACUCUCCUACAAAUGUGACCUUGAGGACGACUGUGGCGACAACAGCGAUGAAAGUCACUGUGAAAUGCACCAGUGCCAGAGUGACGAGUACAGCUGCAGCUCUGGGAUGUGCAUCCGCUCGUCCUGGGUGUGCGAUGGGGACAACGACUGCAGGGACUGGUCUGAUGAAGCCAACUGUACCGCCAUCUAUCACACCUGCGAGGCCUCCAACUUCCAGUGCCACAACGGACACUGUAUCCCCCAGCGGUGGGCAUGCGACGGUGACAUGGAUUGCCAGGAUGGUUCCGAUGAGGACCCAGUGAACUGUGAGAAGAAGUGCAAUGGAUUCCGCUGCCCGAAUGGCACGUGCAUCCCGUCCAGCAAGCACUGCGACGGCCUGCGGGAUUGCUCGGAUGGCGCGGACGAGCAGCACUGCGAGCCCCUGUGCACGCGCUUCAUGGACUUCGUGUGCAAAAACCGCCAGCAAUGCCUGUUCCACUCCAUGGUGUGUGAUGGGAUCGUCCAGUGUCGCGACGGCUCCGACGAGGACGCGGCGUUCGCAGGAUGCUCCCAAGACCCCGAGUUCCACAAGGUCUGUGAUGAAUUCAGUUUCCAGUGCCAGAAUGGAGUGUGCAUCAGCUUGAUUUGGAAAUGCGACGGCAUGGAUGACUGCGGUGACUACUCCGAUGAAGCCAGCUGUGAAAACCCCACAGAAGCCCCGAACUGCUCCCGCUACUUCCAGUUCCAGUGUGAGAAUGGCCACUGCAUCCCCAACAGGUGGAAAUGUGACAGGGAGAACGACUGUGGCGACUGGUCUGAUGAGAGGGACUGCGGAGAUUCACAUAUUCUUCCGUCGCCCACUCCCGGGCCCUCCACGUGUCUCCCCAAUUACUACCGCUGCAGCAGCGGGGCGUGUGUGAUGGACAGCUGGGUGUGCGACGGGUACCGGGAUUGCGCAGACGGCUCGGAUGAGGAAGCCUGCCCCUCGCCUGCAAAUGUCACGGCUGCCUCUGUUCCCACUCACCAUGGGCACUGUGACCGAUUUGAAUUCGAAUGUCGCCAACCAAAGAAGUGUAUCCCAAACUGGAAACGCUGUGAUGGCCACCAAGAUUGCCAAGAUGGCCAGGAUGAGGCCAACUGUCCCACGCACAGCACCUUGACCUGUAUGAGCAGGGAGUUCAAGUGUGAGGAUGGCGAGGCGUGCAUCGUGCUCUCCGAGCGCUGUGAUGGCUUCCUGGACUGCUCGGACGAGAGCGACGAGAGGGCCUGCAGCGACGAACUAACUGUAUACAAAGUUCAGAAUCUUCAGUGGACGGCUGACUUCUCUGGGGACGUAACAUUGACCUGGACGCGGCCCAAGAAAAUGCCUUCUGCUGCUUGUGUAUAUAACAUCUACUACAGGAUGGUUGGGGAGGGUAUCUGGAAGACUGUGGAGACGCACAGCAAUAAAACCAACACCAUAUUAAAAGUCUUGAAGCCAGACACCACAUACCAGGUCAAAGUGCAGGUCCAGUGCCUCAGCAAAGUGCAUAACACCAACGACUUUGUGACUCUGCGGACGCCAGAAGGACUGCCAGACGCCCCGCAAAAUCUCCAGCUGUCACUCCACAGGGAAGAGGAAGGCGUGAUUGUGGCCCACUGGAUUCCUCCCACCCACUCCCAUGGCCUCAUUCGAGAGUACAUUGUGGAAUACAGCAGGAGUGGUUCCAAGAUGUGGGCCUCCCAGAGGGCUGCUAGUAACUUUACGGAAAUAAAGAAUUUACUGGUCAACGCUCCAUACACCGUCAGAGUGGCUGCGGUGACGAGCCGUGGAGUAGGAAACUGGAGCGGUUCUAAAUCCAUCACCACCGUCAAAGGCAAAGUGAUCCCACCACCAGAUAUCCACAUCGACAGCUAUGGUGAGAAUUUUCUGAGCUUCACCCUGACAAUGGAGAAUGACAUCAAGGUGAAUGGCUAUGUGGUGAACCUUUUCUGGGCAUUUGACACCCACAAACAAGAGAAGAGAACUUUGAACUUCCGGGGGAGCAUCUUAUCACACAAAGUUGCCAAUCUGACUGCUCACACGUCCUAUGAGAUUUCUGCCUGGGCCAAGACUGAUUUAGGGGAUAGCCCUCUGGCAUUUGAGCAUGUCACCACCAAAGGAGUCCGCCCACCCGCUCCUAGCCUCAAAGCCAAGGCCAUCAAUCAGACUGCAGUGGAAUGUACCUGGACUGGCCCCAGGAAUGUGGUUUACGGUAUUUUCUAUGCUACGUCCUUCCUUGACCUGUAUCGCAGUCCGCAGAGCCUGACUACUUCCCUGCACAACAAAACAAUCAUUGUCAGUAGGGACGAGCAGUAUUUGUUUCUGGUGCGGGUGGUGGUGCCCUACCAAGGGCCAUCCUCCGACUACGUCGUGGUCAAGAUGAUCCCAGACAGCAGGCUCCCACCGCGUCACCUGCACGUUGUUCAUACUGGCAAAACCUCGGCUGUCAUCAAGUGGGAAUCCCCCUAUGAUUCUCCUGACCAGGACCUGUUAUAUGCAGUUGCUGUCAAAGAUCUAAUAAGAAAGAGUGACAGAAGCUACAAAAUAAAGUCCCAUAACAGUACAGUGGAAUACACCCUUACCAAGUUGGAGCCUGGAGGGAAAUACCACAUCAUCGUCCAGCUGGGGAACAUGAGCAAAGAUUCCAGUAUAAAAAUCACCACAGUUUCAUUAUCUGCACCUGAUGCCUUAAAAAUCAUAACAGAAAACGACCACGUUCUUCUCUUUUGGAAAAGUCUUGCUUUGAAGGAAAAGCAUUUUAAUGAAAGCAGGGGCUAUGAGAUACACAUGUUUGAUAGUGCCAUGAAUAUCUCAGCUUACCUUGGGAAUACUACUGACAAUUUCUUUAAAAUUUCCAACCUGAAACUGGGUCAUAAUUACACUUUCACCGUGCAAGCAAGAUGCCUUUUUGGCAGCCAGAUUUGUGGGGAGCCUGCUGUCCUGCUGUACGACGAGCUGGGGUCCACAGGUGGGGGCGCGUCGGCGUCCCAGGCCACCAGGUCCACUGACGUUGCUGCCGUGGCGGUGCCCAUCUUGUUCCUGGUCCUGCUGAGCCUGGGGGUCGGCUUUGCCGUCCUGUACACGAAGCACCGGAGGCUGCAGAGCAGCUUCACUGCCUUCGCCAACAGCCACUACAGCUCCAGGCUGGGCUCAGCCAUCUUCUCCUCGGGGGACGACCUGGGUGAGUGGGGCCGGCGGCCCCGGGCUUCCUCCAAAGCCGGGUCCUUGGUUAGGAGAUGCGUGGGUCAGGCUUGUCUUGGGACACUUAGGAGGGGUUCGUUAACCAGUGAUCUCACUGCUUUACUUUACGUUAAACCCUUUGGAGCCCUUAGCUUGGAACUUGCUUCUCUGUUAAAAUACUCGUACUCUCUUCAGCGGUGUGGUCCUGGGCCCAGAGCGGGAGCGGUUUUGUGGAAGAACUGGGAGGAGCUUGCCUUGUGCAGAAAGGAUAGGAGGGCCCGGGGCUUAGGAGACUCCCAGAGCAUCAGCAGAUUUUCCGGAAUGUCCAAGCCCUCUCAUCCUUCAUGGAUCUGGAGGUCUGACAUCUUGGGAGAGCCUAGUCAAGAGGAGACGUCAUGCUUUCCCAGAUGACUUCUGUCCAAAGAGGCCCUUUCCAUCUGGCUCUCUGUCUUUCUGAUACAGCUGGUCAAACCUCCCCGGCCAUUCUUCUUUCCCGUACCCACAGCAUGGUAUGGGAAAAAGAAAGAAGUAGCCCUUUUAAGAUGUCUGCAUGCUCAGAUUCUAAAAGCUAAUAGAGCUAGUAGACCACUUAAUAUGGUAAAUUAGGUGUGUUUGGGGGGUCUUCCCCGAAUGUGAUUUCACGUACCUAUUUUUUUCUGGAAACCAGUUACAAUCUUUUUUCUUUAUGAAGUACUUGUAUAUUCCCUGCCCACUGAUCAUUUGAUAAUAGCUUUGCUCCCUCUUCUCAGUUUCCUGUCUUGCUUUGUACAAGUAUUUGGACUGCCUUGCAUGAAUGGGCUGCAUUCUUUGCUUCCGUUCCUGGGGGCAAAAGGAGUUGGACCCGUGGUGGCACCACACAGUGAUCACUGAAUGUGGAUCACACAGCUUAGUUGCACAGGAUUGGAACAGGGGCCACAGCGGGACUUUCUUAGCCCCUCGAAGAUCCCUACCCUCAGAGCAGUGAGGGUUCAGAGGAGGAAGCAGAUUAUGAGGUUUCACUGUUGACAUAAGCUGUGGAUCAUUCAAAUUAGGGAAGCUAAAUUGCCCUUCGGACUUUUGGGUAGGUCAUAAGAGUCUCCCUUCUAAGAGAUUGACUUUCUUUAUUUGGUCAAGUUCAAGCUACCAUUAAAAUAAGCUUGGCUACCCAUUGAUGGGGGAGAAGGUGACCCAAGCGUGUCGGCGGGGAACUGAGCUGGGAUUUGGCUUUGGCUACUGCGCCUGGUGGGCUGUGGUCCCGAUUUUCCAGGCUGGUGGUGUUGGGAGUGGUCGGGGCGGAGCGGUGGGAGUUGGGGUUGGAUGCAGAUGCGAUGGAACUCACCACGGACUGACUCUUUUGCCUUUAGGGGAGGACGAUGAAGAUGCCCCUAUGAUAACAGGAUUUUCAGACGACGUCCCCAUGGUGAUAGCCUGAAAGCUCUCCUCACUAGAAACCAAAUGGUGUAAAUAUUUUAUUUGAUAAAGAUAGUCGAUGGUUUAUUUUAAAAGAUGCACUUUGAGUUGCAAUACGUUAUUUUUAUAUCGGCCAAAAACAAAAACAAAAAAGGAAAGAAAGGAAUGAAUAAACUUUGUAGUAAUCAGCUGUGAACUUCAAACCAGGUUGAUUUUAGUAACCAAAUUGCUCUGAUUUCAUAUUAAUGUAGUCUUACAGGGCUGUGCUUGCUGGGCAUGCUUUUAAGUCUGUGAGAUAAUUUUGAGUCAAUAAAUUGGCCGUUCUUUUUAUUUUUCUAAGACACAGAAAUGUAUUUAAUAAAAACUUUGAGAGAGGGUGAUGGGUGGCAUCUCUCCCAACCCCUCCCCUCCCCCCGCCAUUGAAAGUGUGCUCAAAUUUUAAAUUUUGUUUGGAUUUUGUUUAUAUGAAAGAGUUUGUGUGUAUAGUGGGGGAAAGUUCUUUUCUGUACUUUUGUUAAUUUAUUCGGACUCUAUAUAAGGCAAGGCUUUCGUGGUCGUCGACUCCGCACGUUAUGAGGGGUUGUAGGGUCGAGGGGUGGGGAACAGAAGCAGUUUUGUUGCCAUUCCGGAAACAAUCCGUUUUUAUUCACUUGUGUGUCAUGUAAUGGUAUCGGGCAGAAGAGGACAUUGAAUCUGCUCGGUUUCAGUUAGACAGACGUGCGGCUCCGAGAGCCCUGCAAGCAACAGCUUCUUCUCUUAUGUUCACCGCUGGAAUCUUAUCGUCUACGCCUCUGCACAAGACGUAGCUCUCCACGCUACAAGCUGAGAACACUGCUUUAUUAUACACUGGUGUCGUGGUCAUCGCCACAAAUGACUGCUCGUGGGAGAGUGCUAGGUCUGGGCCAUGAGAGAUACACUGGCAGAUAAGAGUACCUAAUUUGUCCUUCAGAUAUCUUGUUUUUCCUUACCACUGAAGAAUCUCGAAUGUAAAGGUUUUUUUUGUUGUUUGUUUUUUUAAGAUUUUUUUUUUUUUUAAA